Messenger RNA from Arabis nemorensis, 2079 nucleotides. NCBI's taxonomy places the organism in Eukaryota, Viridiplantae, Streptophyta, Magnoliopsida, Brassicales, Brassicaceae. The record is from the annotation of a GenBank genome assembly.
AUGGGCAAAGCAAAAUCCAUGUUCUCACUAUUGCUGCUGCUCUUUCUAGAGAUCGUUAGUGUUCGAGCUCAAGGAGCAACAACAGAGUUCGUUUUCCGAGGUUUUAGAGGAAACCAAACAGAGAUUCAGUUAGAAGGAGACUCGACCAUCAAACCCAACGGACUAUUAAGGCUCACUGAUCGAAACUCAAACGUCGCCGGGACAGCUUUCUACCAAAAUCCGGUGAGGUUGCUCGACACUAAAAGAAAUUCUACAAAGGCCACGGUUCGUUCCUUUAGCACUUCUUUCGUCUUUGUCAUAAUCCCUUCAAGCUCAAGCAACGGAGGUUUCGGAUUCACAUUCACACUAUCUCCAACCCCAAACCGUACAGGCGCGGAAUCCGCGCAGUACUUGGGGCUUCUCAACAAAAGUAACGACGGCAAUCAAAGUAACCACGUUUUCGCUGUGGAAUUCGACACGGUACAAGGAUUCAAAGACAAAGACGGCACAAACCGAAUAGGCAACCACAUCGGUCUAAAUUUCAACAGUCUAAAUUCAAAGAUCCAAGAACCAGUGGUUUACUACAACAACGAUGGCCAGAAAGAAGAAUUCCAACUUGGGAGUGGCGAGCCAAUCCAAGUCUUUCUUGAUUACGACGGACCAACCAAAACGCUUAACCUCACUGUUUACCCAACAAGAUUAGGAUCCAAACCAAGAACUCCCUUGAUCUCUCGACAGAUUCCAUAUCUGUUAGAGAUUGUGAAAGAAGAAAUGUUCGUUGGAUUCACAGCAGCGACGGGGAAGGAUCAGUCAAGUGCUCAUUACGUGAUGGGUUGGAGUUUCUCAAGCGGCGGAAAAAAUCCGAUUGCGGAAACACUCGACGUCUCGGAGCUUCCUCUUCCGCCUCCGAACACGGCGAAGAAGAGAGGGUACAACGGUAAAGUCAUUGCUCUGAUCGUAGCUUUAUCGACUGUUAUAUCGAUCAUGUUCGUGUUACUCUUGAUCUUCAUGAUACACAAAAAGCGAUUGCAACAAGAAGAGAUUCUCGAGGAUUGGGAAAUCGAUCAUCCUCACAGAUUUCAAUACAAAGAUCUCUACUCCGCUACUGAUGGAUUCAAGGAGAAUCGCAUCGUCGGAACCGGAGGAUUCGGAACCGUUUUCAGAGGAAAAAUCUCAUCAUCUUCUUCUGAUCAAAUCGCCGUGAAGAAGAUAACUCCGAAUAGCAUGCAAGGUGUUCGAGAAUUUGUCGCAGAGAUCGAGAGUUUAGGAAAGCUAAGUCAUAAGAAUCUGGUCAACCUUCGAGGAUGGUGCAAACACAAGAACGAUCUCUUGCUGAUUUACGAUUAUAUCCCCAACGGAAGCUUAGACUCGCUGCUCUACAGUAAACCGAGACAAAGCGGCGCCGUUUUGUCGUGGAACGCGCGUUUUCAAAUCGCGAAAGGGAUCGCGUCUGGGCUAUUGUAUCUCCACGAGGAAUGGGAACAGAUCGUGGUUCACAGAGACGUGAAACCUAGCAACGUUCUGAUUGACGAUGACAUGAACCCUAGAUUGGGAGAUUUCGGACUCGCGAGGCUUCACGAACGCGGAUCUCAAACCCACACCACCGUAGUCGUCGGUACGAUUGGGUAUAUGGCGCCGGAGCUCACACGCAACGGAAACGCCUCGUCGGCUUCCGACGUAUUCGCGUUCGGCGUUUUGCUGUUAGAGAUCGUCUCCGGGAGAAAACCCACUGAUUCCGGGACCUUCUUCUUAGCCGAUUGGGUUAUGGAGCUAGAAACGAGCGGUGAGAUCCUCAGUGCGGUGGAUCCGAGGCUCGGAUCUGGUUACGACGGCGAAGAGGCAAGGCUCGCUCUCGCCGUCGGUUUGCUCUGUUGCCACCAGAAAGUGGAAUUUCGGCCGCCGAUGCGAAUGGUGCUUAGGUAUCUGAACAGAGACGAAGAUGUUCCUAAGAUUGACGAUAAUUGGGGAUAUUCAGAUUCUUCGAGAAGCAAUUUAGGAUCGAAAUUUGGAGGAUAUGUUUCGUCUGAUAGGGCUUCGAGUUCAUACGCUUCUUCUUCUCUCACCAGAAUUUCUUCGGCUUCUGUAAUCAGUGGAAGAUAG